AUGACAGAUAUCCCAACUAGUUAUCAAAGAAUAAAUGCAGACAUGAUAAUCAAAUUCAAAGGGCAAUAUGUAACACUUGUUGGAAAAUUAUUGUAAAGCAAAGGAGAUUAUGUUGAAUUUAUGGUGGAUGGAUCAAUUGUGAAAGUGACUGAGAUUGAAGAAGUUCCUGAAAGCAAUGAAGAUAUCCUUUUAGAAAUAAGAGGCAAAUUAAAUGAUGAUGGGUUUUUAGAAGCUAAAGAAUUCACAGAAUUAGAUUAAACAUUUGAUUUCGAGCUCUAUAAAAAAGCCAUAAAUAUGGUUCAAGGACAAUUUAGAGAAUUGUUUUAUGACUGAAUUAAUUAGUUGCCAGAUGAAAUAUAUAUUAUACUUCAAA
Messenger RNA from Paramecium tetraurelia, 373 nucleotides. RefSeq lists its product as uncharacterized. NCBI's taxonomy places the organism in Eukaryota, Ciliophora, Oligohymenophorea, Peniculida, Parameciidae. Gene Ontology annotation, molecular function: DNA binding. The transcript has 2 exons. Gene Ontology annotation, biological process: DNA replication; DNA repair; DNA recombination. Gene Ontology annotation, cellular component: nucleus. The record is from RefSeq and is a predicted model, not a curated record.